Molecule: messenger RNA, 1380 nt
Organism: Aureobasidium namibiae CBS 147.97
Lineage: Eukaryota; Fungi; Ascomycota; Dothideomycetes; Dothideales; Saccotheciaceae
Product: MFS general substrate transporter
Exons: 2
Coding region: 1-1380 (459 amino acids)
Biological process (GO): transmembrane transport
Cellular component (GO): fungal-type vacuole membrane
Molecular function (GO): transmembrane transporter activity
Source: RefSeq, a predicted model, not a curated record
AUGCUUUCUCCUUCCUCUCCAUCAUUUCCUCCACUCUCCGACUCCGAGAAAUCCGCAUCUUCUCCAGAUGCCUCACCACCAACCUACCCCGACGGCGGCCUCCAAGCCUGGCUAGUGGUCCUCGGCGCCUUCUGCGGUCUGACGGCCUCAGUUGGUCUCUACAAUAGCACUGGUGUCCUGAGCAUCUUACUCUCCUCUUCCAUUUUGACCACUACAUCUGCAUCAUCGCUAGGCUGGAUAUUUUCCAUCUAUGCGUUUGUGGUUUGGAGUGUGGGUGUUUGGGUAGGCCCUUGUUUUGACGUUUUUGGACCUAGGGUGUUGUUACUUGCAGGGGCGGUUUGCACGAUGCUGGGGAUGAUGGGAUUGAGUUUUUGUGAUGAAUACUACCAGGUCUUCUUGGCUUUUUCCCUCCUCACUGGUCUGGGAUCGAGUUUGUUGCUUACACCUUCCAUGGCUUGUGUAGCUCAUUGGUUCAACACCCGCCGCGGCCUCGCCAGUGGUAUUGCAUGGACGGGCGGUGGAGUGGGCGGUAUAGUCUUUCCUCUACUCGUUCAAGCCUUAUUGCCAUCUCUGGGCUGGAAAUGGUGUAUCAGGAUCCUAGGCUUUGUAUUACUUGUUCUUUGCGCCAUCUGCAUCUGUUUCUGUCGCAGCAGGAUCGAGCCCCCGAAACCAAAAGACGGAGUAUCGACUUGGAGGCAAACUCUCCCUGAUUACCGUAUCUUUGCCGAUGGGACUGGAGCAAUGGCAAUCACGACUGCCGGAACACUGUUUACGGACUUGGCUUAUUUCAUCCCCAUCACUUAUUUACCUGCAUACUAUCUUUCUCGCCAACACAUGGAUGAUCAGGAAGCUGGAGUCACUGGAGCAGCAGGAUUCGGCUAUCAGCUUCUGGCUAUCUUGAACGCUGCAUCUUGUUUCGGACGCUUGACUUCUGGAUCUUUGGGUGAUAGGUUUGGGCAUUGCAACACCAUGAUUGCCUCACUGUUCUUCUGUGCAGUAUCGGUUGCAGCACUCUGGAUCCCUGAUAUUGUGUCUCAAAACCUAUCAUCUCCGGCUUUACUCAUUGUCUUUGUGGUUCUCUUUGGCUUUGUGAGCGGCAGCAAUGUUUCUCUUACGCCGAUCUGUUUAGGUCAGUUGUGUGAGAUUGAGAGCUAUGGCAGGUAUUAUGCUAGUUGCUAUACGGUUGUUGCGUUUGGGGUGUUGGUUAGUUUGCCUGCUGCUGGUGGUAUUCUAGAUGCUUGUGGGGAUGAUGAUGAUGCAGACGGAAAAAGGAGGUAUUGGGGUGUGGGUGUGUUUACGGGUUUGUGUUAUAUUGCUGCUUUGGCUUGUUUUGUUUGGGUGAGGGUGAAAGUCAAGGGGUGGAAUUGGUCGAAGUGGUAG